AUGUCGAGUCGAGGAGGUAAGAAGAAGCUGACUAAGACGUCACGCUCUACCAAGGCGGGCGUCAUCUUCCCAGUGGGCCGCAUGCUGCGUUACAUCAAGCGCGGCCUGCCUAAGUACCGCAUUGGAGUGGGUGCACCCGUUUACCUGGCGGCUGUUUUGGAGUACCUUACGGCUGAGAUUCUGGAGUUGGCGGGCAACGCGGCCCGAGACAACAAGAAGGGUCGCGUCACGCCACGACACAUCCUGCUCGCCAUUGCCAACGACGAGGAACUCAACCAGCUUCUAAAAGGCGUGACCAUCGCAGCGGGUGGCGUCCUGCCCAACAUUCAUCCCGAGCUCCUGGCUAAGAAGCGGGGCGCCAAAGGCAAGCUGGAGACGCCCCUCUCGCCCGCCCCGGAGAAGAAAGCCAAACCGGCCAAGAAGCCGGCGAGCAAGAAGAUGAGCGGCAAGAAAGGAGCGGCUGGCAAGGCCAAGGUAUUAGCAGGCAAAGCGGGCGAGGCCAGCAAGACGGCGUCUGCCGAUAGCACCACCGAGGGCUCGCCGGCGGGCAGCUUCACCGUGCUCUCCACUAAAAGCCUCUUCCUAGGUCAAAAACUCAACCUUAUCCACAGCGAGGUCAGCAACUUGGCUGGCUUUGACGUGGAGGGGGUCAUCAACCCCACCAACGGCGAACUUGACCUAAAAGACGACCUAGGUUCUGCCCUGGAAAAGAAAGGCGGCAAGGAGUUAGCUGAAGCGGUGCUGGAGAUGAAGAAAAAGAAUGGACCGCUGGAUGUGGCAGGAGCGGUGUUAACUGCCGGCUUCGGCCUUCCCGCCAAGUAUGUCAUCCACUGUAACAGUCCGGCGUGGGGCUCGGACAAGUGCGAGGAGAUGCUGGAAAAGACUGUGAAGAAUUGCCUGGCUCUGGCCGAUGAGAAGAAACUUAAGUCGGUUGCAUUCCCGUCGAUCGGGAGCGGAAGGAACGGCUUUCCGAAGCAGACGGCGGCCCAGGUGAUCCUGAAGGCCAUCUCCAGCUACUUCGUGGCCACCAUGUCAUCCAGCAUCAAGACGGUUUACUUCGUGCUGUUCGACAGCGAGAGCAUCGGCAUCUACGUGCAGGAAAUGGCCAAACUGGAGGGCAGUUAG
Nerophis lumbriciformis (worm pipefish) is the source of this 1125-nucleotide messenger RNA. The record is from RefSeq and is a predicted model, not a curated record. Lineage: Eukaryota; Metazoa; Chordata; Actinopteri; Syngnathiformes; Syngnathidae.